This is a messenger RNA of Hermetia illucens (black soldier fly), 2735 nucleotides long. It is a transcript of the gene in, whose product is annotated as protein inturned. The record is from RefSeq and is a predicted model, not a curated record. Gene Ontology annotation, biological process: cilium assembly; vesicle-mediated transport; establishment of planar polarity. The coding region runs from base 89 to 2617 and encodes 842 amino acids. The transcript is spliced from 9 exons. Gene Ontology annotation, cellular component: cytoplasm; cilium. NCBI's taxonomy places the organism in Eukaryota, Metazoa, Arthropoda, Insecta, Diptera, Stratiomyidae.
GUUUUCCUUCAGAAGUCUCCCAGAUUCUAAAUGAUAAAUUGAGUUUUAAUUGCGCCGAUAUUACUCAAAUAGAAUUCAUCCAGUCUUGAUGGCUUCUCACGAAAACGAGACACUGCUCGCACGGAAAUCAAGUGCCCAAACGAGAUCUUCCAGUUCCCCAGAGGAAUGGGGCGAGGGCUCGUCCAGCUAUUCGUCAAACUCCUCCUACUCUGGAACCUGCAGUGACGACAGCUACAUUGCCAACUGGGAAAACCACGUCGGCCAAGAUGGGACCUUGUUCUACGCCGAGUACAGCUACCAUGGAGCACCCAAAAUAAGUGCGAGUGGGGAAAAUGCAUUGAAUGUUAUGAAAGGCGACUUCAGCCGGGCUUCUACGCGCCGCAGCAGUAAGAAAACAAACGCCUCAAGUAAGCUGUCCAGGUUGAUUGGCAAGGCAGAUCCCAAGAAGGAUGAACCACAUCGAUCAGGACAGAGCCACGGAGCCGGAGAAACAAGCAAAGUCACGUUUAGUGAAGGAACUCAAGGCGAGGUGAAAGAGGUCGAGAUGUUCAUCAACCCUGAAAAUCGAUUCAAAUACGGGAGAAGGGCAACUGCUUCAGAGUCGAUGAUGGGCAUUUCUACUUGCCCCUUUCCAGAUGGAAAUCGAAUAAUGGUCGCUGGUUUUGUAGCCAACUCCGAGAUUGGGAAUGAAAAAUCGGUGAAAGUAGGCGAUUGGUUCAAGGCAAUUAACAACAUGGAAAUAACAGUUCAAAAUCUGGAUGAAGUUCUUAAUCAAUUCACUCGUCCGGUGAAGGUAGUUCUUAAGUUUCAGCGGAUAUCUGGCGAAGAACAAAUUACGCCAAAUUUCAAUACAAUACACCAAAUUGCCAAUUUUGAAUCAUACGCCAAGCAAGCCAGCGAGUUAUUAGUUGCUGCCCAGCCUGAUCAAAGGAAUAAUCAGGCUCCAAAUGAAAUGGUGAUGAGUAUGAUGAUUCUAACCCUGGAAUUUUCCGAUGCCGAUAUUGAAGCAAACGAUGUUGUGUUUUGUUAUCCUGAGAAAGAGGAAAAUGUUUUAUUCGGUGUUCGAGGAAGCUUCUUGACACUUAACUCGAUUUUGAAAUCGGAGCUGAGAUCGGAACCGAUAACAUCGUCGGUUGUCUCUGAUGGACAUGAAUACCACAUUUGUUACCACUCUUACAACAAAAUUCUACUUUUAUAUGCUGUCUCAUCGAAAUACUCAACCCUGAAGGAAUUGACCCUACGAACACAAGAGCUUGUUCAAUACUUCCAGUUUUUAUACCUAGGUCUCGACAUUGCGUUCAGCGACACAAUCAGAAAUGAAAUUCGAUAUGUUUGUGAAAUACUCAAAGCUCAAUUGAUAGAAAAUAGAGGACUCCCGCGUUUUGAAACGAUCCUCCAAGAAUCACAUCUAAUUCCAUUACCAAAAGAAGCUCAGCUCCGAAUCUAUGAUGCCAUCAGUGAAAUGGAGGCGAUGGACUACAGAGAAUGGAACGAUGAACCUUUGAAUUCGCACAGAGAAUUUUUCAUUUUCGGCAGCGUCCUCUACUUCAAAUCAUAUCUACUGGCGAGUCAUCUGCCAGUAGCUCAACUAGCUGGGCUAGAGAGUUUUCUUCGUUGUCGAGGGAUUUUCAGCUUUAUCGAAAAACAAAAUGUGCGUGACUUGGUCCUCUGGCAAGAGAUUCCCAUGAUGUCUACCACAAGUCGCUUCUUUAUAGCAAUAUCAAGCCGAAACCAACUUUUGCUAGCGACAAUAUUGCAGUCCUUCACAAGCGAACAGCGUAUUUCAGAAAGUGGAACAAUUGAAGAGAAAGUCAUCGGUCCAUCACUUUUCUACAUUGAGGAGAUACAAGAAACGCUAGAUCAUUUGCGACAUGGAGGUAUUGAGGCAUUAGCUAGGGUUUGGAUGACUUCUAACAAGCGACCGGAAGUGGUUUUGAGCCCCAGCGGAUUGCAAAGCAAAAAUAUGGUUCCGUCGAAACGAACGGAAGUGAUAUCGAUUCUGAAGCAUCGGGCGACGUCUUCUGAUGAUGUCCGUGUUGAGUCUUCUGCUGGAGGCAGUUCGGUGCAAAGUGAAGAUUCGAAUCAGAAAAUGGAGGAUUGUGAUAGUGAUUCAGAUUGGGAUGGAUUUCCGGAUAGUCACAAGAGUUCGAGUGGCUUUGAUAUGUCAGAAAUGAAGGAUUCGUUUCUUAAGGAGGUUUCCGAUAUUGUUCCGAGCAAAAUUUCAGCCGGAAAAGAAAAUGUUAUUUAUCACUAUGUGCAUUUGGACGUUGGCACUGGUAUGAUCCUAUCGCCUCCAGAGAUUGGAAUGGAUGCAAUUGUGAAGAACUUCCGUAAUGCAUGUUAUCUAAUACAUGGCGUUCUACAGAAUACUAAAAAGUUUCGUCGUCUCCUCGCACAAGAAUCCGUGAAGCCGAAUACUCAUAAAAGUUUAGUUGCAAUAAAAGAGCAUGGAAUUUUGAUAUCUAUUAAGAAUGAGUCUGGGACGGAAAGUAGUUUUUGGGUUGUGGGGCGACUUUUUACAUCCCCAACGAGAGAGUUGUACGUUUGUCAUCGAGCAGAUAUUCCUCAAAAUCUGGUGGAAAUUGCCUUCCGAUUAUCCUUCAUUACAGCAGGUUGACUUUUCACUAUUUUUUUUACAACUCUCGAAAUACAAUGUAUUGGUCAGCGACAUUUUAUAUAUUUUUUUACUCCAAAUAAAAAGAUUAUUUUUUUUAAUAAAACUUCCUUGUACUUUG